CUCGAGCGCCAGUUGCGUUAACGCCGGGGAGCUAGGACGCACCGGGGACGCCGUGCAACCUGCUUUUUAUUUGAUAUUUAUUUCUUUUUGUAAAGGUCUUUAUGAGAUGGACAAAGCGCUAGGAAUAUUUAGGAGCUGAAAUUGAGGAAAGAAAAAACUAGGAGACGCACCAGUGCAGCCAGCGAACCGCAGCGAUUUCACGAAAACCCCAAUCAGCAGAGAUGCCCUGCGUGCAGACUCAGUAUGGCACCUCUCCUCCGGGUGCCAGUCCUGCGUGUCAGAGCUACAGCUACAGCGAGUACAGCUGCGAUUUCCUGACCCCCGAGUUCGUGAAGUUCAGCAUGGACCUGACGAACGCGGAGCUCGCCGCCGCGUCUUCGUCGUUGCCCAGCUUCAGCACGUUCUCCGACUCAGCCGGUGGCGCCGCGAGCUACGACGCCAAGCCGCCGUGCCUGUACCAGCUUCCCCACUGCGCCGAAUCUCUCUCGGUCAAGUCAGAGGACGGAACCGCAGCGCACGCUAACUACGCGCACCACCAGCAGCAGCAACAGCACGCGCAGCACGCAGAGGACCCCGCCGUCGCCUCUGCUGCCGCUGCCGCUGCUGCGUCCUACUACAAACCGUGUCAUUCGAGCUUCGCUCCGGCGUGGGACGACGCGUCGCCUUUGCACGGCUUCCAUCCGAGCUACCUGAUGGAGCAGCAGCGUAAGAGCGCCGUGACGCGCUUCUUCUCGCUCAAGCCGUCCGCGUCGAGCGCGCACGUCUCCGCGUGUCACAUGCGCUUCGACAGCGCCGCGCAGCACGGAUUCGCGCCGCUGAGGAAGCAGCAGCUUCAGCAGCAGCAACACGCACAACAACACCACAGCCUGGGAUUCGCGCAUCACAGCCUGCACAUCAGUCACGGACGAAUGCUGAUGGAGAGCCCCGUGGCCUCUUCUUCGUCUUCCUCGUGCUCUCCGACCGCCACGCGUGGCCCCGCGCAUGGAGACGGUCUGUGCGCGGUGUGCGGGGAUAACGCGGCGUGUCAGCACUAUGGAGUGCGCACUUGCGAAGGCUGCAAGGGGUUCUUCAAGCGCACGGUGCAGAAAAACGCCAAAUAUGUGUGUCUGGCGAACAAAAACUGCCCUGUCGAUAAGCGGCGGAGGAACCGGUGCCAGUACUGCCGCUUUCAGAAGUGCCUCGUCGUCGGGAUGGUAAAAGAAGUCGUAAGAACGGACAGUUUAAAAGGUCGACGAGGUCGUCUCCCAUCCAAACCCAAAGGCCCCCAGGACAUCCCCGCCUCCUUAUCACCUGCCAAUCUGCUGAGCGCUCUGGUGAGGGCCCACAUGGACUCCAACCCCUCCGCAGGCCGCCUGGAUUACUCCAAAUUUCAGCCCAACCCGGACUACCACAGCGCCGGAGACGAGACCCUUCACAUCCAGCAGUUUUACGACCUCCUAAUGGGCUCCAUGAGCAUCAUCCGUGGCUGGGCGGAGAAAAUGCCUGGUUUCACCGAGCUCCCAAAAUGCGACCAGGAGCUGCUGUUUGAUUCAGCGUUCCUGGAGCUUUUCGUCUUGCGCUUGGCGUACAGAUCCAACCUGAUGGAGGACAAGCUUGUUUUCUGCAGCGGCGUCGUCUUGCACAGGCUGCAGUGCAUGCGAGCGUUCGGAGAGUGGAUCGACUCGAUCGCAGAAUUCUCCUCAAGCCUCCAGAGCAUGCGCAUUGACAUCCCGGUGUUCUCCUGCAUGGCUGCUCUCACUAUAAUCACAGAGAGGCAUGGCCUCAAGGAGCCCAAAAAGAUGGAGGAGCUUCAGAGCAAGAUUUUAACCUGCCUGAAGGAUCACGUGACCUGCAGUGGCCAUCUUUCGAAACUGCUGGCCAAGUUGCCCGAGCUACGCACGCUGUGCACACAAGGACUUCAGCGUAUCUUUUACCUGAAGCUCGAAGACUUGGUUCCGACGCCCGCCAUCAUCGAGAAGCUCUUUCGUGACACGUUACCGUUCUGAACACAUGGAACUUUAUCAGAGUUUUAUACAUUACUCAAGCAGAGGAGAUUUUCUUCCACUCUCCUUGGACUAAAAGCAUCUACGAAGUCUGCAGCACAACAGCACAAGAGCUAUAAGCAGAUCUAAGGAGUAGCCUUUUUUUUUUUUGGUUAUUUUUCUGUUCUAGUUUUGGAAAGGAAAUCAUACGAGCUUGUUAAUCAUUUAUUUACCCCUUAAACUUCCAAACGUCUUCUUCAUAACUCCAUACCUGCAUACCUUUCACUAUCACAUAAUAAUAUUCUUUAUAACUGAAUAAUAAGCUUGGAUUUGGGAAUUUAAGGGGUUAUUAAUUAAAAACCAAUCAAUAAUACAAUAAUGCAGAUGAAAAAUAUUUAAGCUAUCGUUAUGCAUCUAUGCAUUUAUAGAAAGAGAGAGAGCACAGGACGAAACAGGUUUUGUUUUGGAUUACACAACUUAUUUGACUAAUUUAUCUCAACAAAAUAGUUAUAAAAAGUGAAUUAUGACAGGAAUGGAUAAAAAAAAAGCAGUCAUAUUUUUUAAUUUAGAGAUCACAGAAACUUUGAGUUAAGAUUCCUCUGACUAUACACACACACAGUGGAGUCAUCACUACCUAUACCUACAUUUAUUUGGCAAAUAAACUGUUACAUAUUAGUUUAUUGCUUUUUGAUUCUUUUGUUGUGGUGCGAAACCUGGUGUUAUUGCCGCGGUAAUGUGACCACGUGAUGAUACUGUAUGAACGCAGCUUUUGCGCCCCCCCCGAUUUAAAGUCUUUAUGCCAUUUCACUCAUUUAAAAGGCCAUACUCACAGCCUGAAUACGAUAAAACACUUUACUUUCCUUCUCUGGAAAAGAUGUUGCUUUAUCUCUCAAAAGCCCCGAUUUAAAUUAAAUAAAAAAGCGCGUCUAAUGAAAGGCGGGUUUGAGUCGUUUGCGUCGUUUGCGUUUCCGCCUUCAGACAAAAAGAAUGAAAGAGAAGAAAUCAGAAAGGAAGACAGACAACACUUACACCGAUUAUUCCUUUAAAUAAUCUACCUAGGUUUUUAUUUGUUAUUGUUGUGUUUAUGAUUUAACAGUGUAUAAAGCUUUGUCAUUUCUACCGCAUCGCCUUUUUUAGGCAUGGACAUGAUGAGCUCUUAAACCACUUUUCAUUUCAUAUUGAAAUAAUUUUUUAAUAAUAUUUUACUUUUCAGUUUAUCAUUAACAUCAUAGCGACGGGGUAAUUUUUUUUGUUUGUUUAUUGUUUUUUUUUAAGGAUGUCAUUUCUGCAUCUCUGCAUUGUGUAUAUCUUAUAUAAAGGAAGCCGAUAUGAAUACCAAUCUCUCGUGCUUUGCUAAAUAAACUUGUGAAUUAAUAAAUAUGACUUAUA
This is a messenger RNA of Ictalurus punctatus (channel catfish), 3350 nucleotides long. RefSeq names its product nuclear receptor subfamily 4, group A, member 2b (gene nr4a2b). Gene Ontology annotation, molecular function: nuclear glucocorticoid receptor binding; RNA polymerase II cis-regulatory region sequence-specific DNA binding; nuclear receptor activity. The coding region runs from base 222 to 1985 and encodes 587 amino acids. Gene Ontology annotation, biological process: regulation of transcription by RNA polymerase II; central nervous system neuron differentiation; dopaminergic neuron differentiation. Gene Ontology annotation, cellular component: transcription regulator complex; nucleus. The record is from RefSeq and is a predicted model, not a curated record. NCBI's taxonomy places the organism in Eukaryota, Metazoa, Chordata, Actinopteri, Siluriformes, Ictaluridae. The transcript is spliced from 8 exons.